UUGAACUCCUCAUUAUUCUCUCCGCCCUGGGGCCCAUUGAAAAGCGACAUUGUUUCUUUAAGAUCGCGCUCGCACUCAUCGGCGGGUCUGUCCAUUGUUGAGGGAACAGAAAGCGAGUUGAGGUUUGAUAUCCGGGGGCCGGAGGACACUAAGAUUGCGCAUAUCAUCAUCAUCCUCAUCAUCACUGGAGCAGCUGCAGAGGAGGCAGACACAGUGAAAUCACCGACGGGUCGUGAACGCAUCCUUCCUUCCAGACAUGGGUUGCUACGACUGCUGUAUGCGCUGUUUGGGUGGGGUGCCGUAUUGCUCCCUGGUCGCCACACUGUUGUGUUUCUCUGGCAUCGCCCUCUUCUGCGGCUGUGGGCACCAGGCGCUCACAGAGACAGAGAGACUCAUCGAGACUUACUUCGCCCGCAACCUUCAGGACUACAUCACCCUUGCCUACAUCAUACAAUAUUUCCAGUAUGUCAUCUACGGCCUGGCCUCCUUUUUCCUCCUCUACUGCAUCGUGCUGUUGGCCGAGGGCUUCUACACCACCAGCGUUGCCAGGCAAACCUUCGGGGAGUUCAGGAGCACCAUGUGCGGCCGCUGCCUCAGCUCCUCGUUCAUAGUGCUGACGUAUGUACUGGCUGUGCUGUGGCUGCUGGUGUUUGCCUUCUCCGCCCUGCCUGUCUACUUCUUCUACAACAUGGAUGCCACCUGCCACACUAUCGACGUCCUGACCGAGACCCCAGCGAGUAUCAACCAGCUCUGUGUCGACGCCAGGCAAUAUGGGCUCCUGCCAUGGAAUGCAGUGCCAGGGAAAGCCUGUGGUAUGACUCUGUCCAAUGUUUGCAAGACCCGAGAGUACCGAACGACCUACGACCUCUACAUCGCUGCCUUCGCCGGAGCGGGCAUCACUCUGCUGGCUCUGGUGCACGGUUGCGUGCACUUGGCUGUGUACCAGGUGUACCAGAGGAAGCUGAGGCGCAGGGUGAAAGAGGAGGGCGCAGGCUACGACCUGUGUGGAAGGCUGCAGAGGGACAGAGGGGGGGUGCUGUGUUCUCCGUACCCUGCAGUCACGCCGGACGCCUCCUGACAGCCGCACCUGAUUCACUGCAGAAGCUUCACAACUGAGCUGAUCGUCAAAAUAAUGUUUUGUUUUCAACUUUGUAGUAAUUAUUAGAUCGAUUCCCCUUCAUUGUUAAGUUGUAACAUGGUACCAACGCAGUUAUGUUUUUUUCUUUACAAUGGCUGAAUAUAUCAUUAAGUUGGAGAUUUAAAAAUAUGUAUUUUGAAAAGCAGGCAGGAUGAUAAAAACAAUUCUGUCUCGGGUCAGAUUUCACAGUAUGCAGUGCAUGCUUGAUAUCCUUAUUUAAUGAAGGGAAAAUAAACAGUGUUCACUGUC
This is a messenger RNA of Pleuronectes platessa (European plaice), 1387 nucleotides long. It is a transcript of the gene plp1a, whose product is annotated as proteolipid protein 1a. Gene Ontology annotation, molecular function: structural constituent of myelin sheath. NCBI's taxonomy places the organism in Eukaryota, Metazoa, Chordata, Actinopteri, Pleuronectiformes, Pleuronectidae. The record is from RefSeq and is a predicted model, not a curated record. The coding region runs from base 257 to 1078 and encodes 273 amino acids. Gene Ontology annotation, biological process: central nervous system myelination; axon development. Gene Ontology annotation, cellular component: plasma membrane; myelin sheath. The transcript is spliced from 7 exons.